AUGACGGUGCAGCGCGACGAGCGCGACGCGCGCGCGCCCCGUACGCGCUUCAUGAUCACGGAUAUAUUGGACGCGCCCCCCAGGGACCUCAGCGCGCACAGGGACUCCGACUCCGACAGGUCCGCCACUGACUCACCAGGAGUAAAAGAUGACUCAGACGACGUGUCGAGCAAAAGUUGCGGAGGAGACUCGUCAGGGCUGGUCAAGAAGCAGAGGAAAGCGAGGACCGCCUUCACAGACCACCAGCUACAGACAUUAGAGAAGUCUUUCGAAAGACAGAAGUACCUGAGCGUCCAGGACCGAAUGGAGCUCGCAGCGAAACUAGGACUAACAGAUACACAGGUCAAAACCUGGUAUCAAAAUAGAAGGACAAAAUGGAAACGACAAACAGCGGUAGGAUUGGAACUGCUAGCUGAAGCGGGCAACUACGCAGCCUUCCAGCGGCUGUAUGGCGGGUACUGGCCUGGAGUACCAGCGUAUCCAGCGCAGCCUGCUCCUGCGGCCGCUGACCUGUACUACAGGCAAGCUGCUGCAACCGCUGCAGCGGCUGCAUCGGCCAGUGCUAACACGCUACAGAAGCCUUUGCCGUACCGGUUAUACCCCGGUGCGCCGUUAGGAGGCGUCCCACCUUUGGGAUUGGGCUUGCCAGGACCAUCGGCACACCUGGGCUCAUUAGGUGCACCGGCGCUGGGUGCGUUGGGCUACUACGCGCAUGCGCGUCGAACACCUUCACCAGACCUCGAUCCUGGUAGCCCUGCACCGCCGCACCGCUCACCCCCUGACACACCUGCAGACAGGCGCUCUGAUGAUGAAGACGACGAUGAACCCAUCCACGUAUAA
Molecule: messenger RNA, 840 nt
Organism: Spodoptera littoralis (African cotton leafworm)
Lineage: Eukaryota; Metazoa; Arthropoda; Insecta; Lepidoptera; Noctuidae
Source: the annotation of a GenBank genome assembly